Messenger RNA from Phyllotreta striolata, 1991 nucleotides. The record is from the annotation of a GenBank genome assembly. NCBI's taxonomy places the organism in Eukaryota, Metazoa, Arthropoda, Insecta, Coleoptera, Chrysomelidae.
CUAAAAUGUCAACGGGAGCGUGUGUUGUUGAUUCAGAUACAGAAAAUCCAGUUUCAAAAAAGCCAAAGCUUGAAAUCAAAGAAAAUGUAAUACCCACAGAAAGUAUCAACGAAAACUUAUCGAACUUAUCAGGAUUUACUAUUGAAAGUGUUCUAUCAAACAGCACCGACCGAAAGUCAAUUUGUCUCAAAGGAACAUUCGAUUCCAAAGAAGGUGCAGCAAUAGUUUUAUUAGAAAAGACUGCCUUUGUUGAAGAAGAUAUUAAAGGUUCUAGUAAGGAUUAUUUUACCGAGCAAUAUCCUUUACAAAAAGUUUUCUCUAAUGAUAUCUAUGGUAACUACAAAUAUUACCCGAGCAAGCUUUUAAGCGAAAUUAAAACUACUAUCAUUCAUCCCGCAACUGAAAAGCAUAUCGUCAAGUAUUCCGCUCAAAAGCGUUAUAUAGUUGAUGAAACACCCCGUAUAUACGAAGAAGUAGUUCUACCACAUCUAACCAACGAGCAGUUCAAUUUGCAGUGGGUUUAUAAUAUUCUCGAACACAAAUCUGAGGCGGAAAGAAUCGUAUUCGAAGAUGCCGAUCCUACCAAUGGGUUCGUAAUGCUUCCCGAUCUCAAAUGGAAUGGAGAAGUAGAAACUUUGUAUUUACUAGCUAUUGUUAAUAAACGUGGGAUAAAAUCUUUGAGAGACCUCACCGGGGAUCAUUUGCCGUUGUUGAGAAAUAUUAAACAAAAAGGAAUCGAAGCGAUUAAAGAAAAGUAUUCCUUGGAUGCUUCUCGUUUGAGGAUAUUCCUGCACUACCAGCCGAGUUUCUAUCAUCUCCACGUGCAUUUCUGUUACUUACAACACGACGCGCCGGGUAUUUUGGUAGAGAAGGCUCAUUUGCUAUCGAGUGUAAUCAGUAACAUAGAAUUAGUUUCUGAUUACUACCAAAAAGCGACUAUUCCUUUUGCUAUUCGCGAAAAUGAGAAGCUAUUCGCAAAGCUAGAGAGCGAGGGUGUUUUAAAAGAUAUUCGCUUAGAAAACGACGCGGUGGUAUUAAAUGUGAAUCAAAUAAUUAAAAGGGUACAAUGCACGAGCGUUCAAAUUAUGGUCGACAGUUUAUCUUCGAUUAAAAUUACUAAUAAGUUUAUUAGUUUUCGAUUUUUAACUAAUAAUACCAACGAUAAUGCUGGUACUUUUAAGACGGAGUUUCUGCAAAACACUGUGGCUAGUAUAGAGUCGUUAAGUAGCAAACCGCUUUUAUCCAAAGGCACUCAGUACAGAAUAAAUUGUUGGAAUUGCAAGCAUUCUCUUUCCGAUGUUAUUACUUUUGAUCGAAUUUUGCCACUUCCAUCCGAAUGUUCGGAUAGUAGCGAUUGGUUCUGCCACAAUCACGGUAAUAACGUAGACUUUAGUUUAGAUCCCAAAGAAUCCGACGCCUUCUACUCGCACUCUUUCGUACAUUUGAGUAAAAACAACAUUAAAAAUUAUAAAGAAUCCAAUAAAAUACUUGUGUGUAAGUUCUGCCUGCAGUGGUUGGGCACGCAACACAACACGAAUACUCUCAAACUUUGGUUUAACACCGUCAGUUUCUCGAACGAUAACAACCAAAUACACACUUCCAGUCUUGAAGACGUUCAUUACGUGGUUAAAAAUUCGUUCAGGCAUUCCUUUCACAACUCCUCGAAGCUGAUCGUUGCGUGCCGAACUUCGCCUGGCAAAACGGACACUUUGCUGUUGUGGAUACUCGAGAAGAAAUUGCAAAUUUUGUACGGCGAAACGGACGUCGUUGCUCAUAAUGUGGCGAAGGUUUUAUUCAAAUUCGUCGACGAGGACGAGGCGCUUCUGCAUUCCUGGCAGAACGAUUCUUUGGUUAGUAAUUUAGACGUUUCCAAACCGAUGAUGGUUGAUUUAUUGAGUAAGUUGCACGGUUGGAACAAGUUGUUUCCUUUAGAAUAUGCAAAAUCGAACGAUUUUAAGGUGUCAUAUUUAUUUUUGUACGAUGGGUUUUGA